Molecule: messenger RNA, 1386 nt
Organism: Pyricularia grisea
Lineage: Eukaryota; Fungi; Ascomycota; Sordariomycetes; Magnaporthales; Pyriculariaceae
Exons: 2
Coding region: 1-1386 (461 amino acids)
Molecular function (GO): protein binding
Source: RefSeq, a predicted model, not a curated record
AUGGCUGAAGAUGAAGGUACCAUCAUCAAAUCGCUGACAUCGGUUCAGCUGCCAAUGGAACCUGCAUGUCUCGAAUUUUGCCCCGCUCACCCAGAGUACCUGAUCAUUGGUUCGUGGCACCUCAUCAAGGAUGACCACCAAGAUGGCACCCAAGCACGUGAACAAGAUGAGGGUGACGACCAAGCAGGUGACCACCAGGGGGUUGCUGCCAGUCAGAAACAGAGACACAUGGGUCGGGUAGACCUUUACCGAAUCCAGGGGGAGCAAGUUGACCUGGUCCAGACAGACGAGCAACCGGAAUCCGCAAUCUGGGACGUCCAGUUCCAAAGGCACGACGGCCGCGCAGACGUCUUUGCCGCAGGCUCUAGCGCAGGCACCGUCUCCAUAUACAAGGUUUGGGUGUCAUCAGCGCCCGCCGCAGAUCACCCCGAGGCCGCGCUGCGCAAGCUCUCCGUCGUCGGACCCAUCUCUGCAGGCGGUAGCAACGACGACGAGGAUGAUGAUGAUGAUGGUGGCAAGGUCAUGAUCACAAAGUGCUGCUGGCACCCGACCAUCCCCGACCUGCUCGCAGUCUCCAACCUGGCCGGCGAGGUCCACCUCAUCUGCCUCGACGGCAAAGAUGACCUCUUCACGCCGCUGUCCGUGACCAGGGUUUCUGCGCUGGCCCACACGGAACCGGCCUGGACCGUGGCCUUGAGCCCCCAGGUCGCCACCCCGGAAGGCACCGACGACCGCGUCUUCACCUUGUAUUCGGGGGGCGAUGACAUGGCGUUCCGGUACGCCUCGGUGGCGAUGCGUGGCGCGGCAGCAUCUCCCGCCGAAGGUGGUGCUGCCACGACGACGACGACGACAAGGACAUUUGACGACGCCCUUUUCAACCCAGCCAAGAAGUCAUGGCACAUGGCCGGCGUCGUCUCCAUCCUCCCACUGCCCAUCACGCUCCCCUCGGACGGCUCGCAGAUCGUCGUCACGGGCAGCUACGACGACCACGUCCGCGUCUGCGCCGUGAGGCCGCUACACGAGACGUACGGCAUGGCCACCGCCCGCGUCCUCGCCGAGCUACACCUCGGCGGCGGGGCGUGGCGGCUGAGGGUGAUGGAGAUGGUUGCAGAUCCCGGCGGGAGCUCUUGCAGGCUCAGGAUCCUCGCGCCCUGCAUGAGCGUGGGCAGCAGAGUGCUUGAGAUCUGCGGCGCGGACGACACGCAGGAAUGGACCAUCCAGGUUCUGGGUAGUUGGUGCGAGGAGACUGCCGGGGCUAGCAUGCUGAACUAUGGCUCUGACGUCCAGCCUCGGCGGGAGGGUACUGGUGGCGACGGUGGUGACAACCAGUUCACGUGUGUGUCAUCAAAUUUCUAUGGUAAGAUGCUAUAUUUGUGGAGAUUCUGA